Molecule: messenger RNA, 1102 nt
Organism: Topomyia yanbarensis
Lineage: Eukaryota; Metazoa; Arthropoda; Insecta; Diptera; Culicidae
Product: major facilitator superfamily domain-containing protein 8-like
Exons: 4
Coding region: 158-1102 (314 amino acids)
Biological process (GO): transmembrane transport
Cellular component (GO): lysosomal membrane
Molecular function (GO): transmembrane transporter activity
Source: RefSeq, a predicted model, not a curated record
UGAUUACCAAUCAAAACAAUAAUUGUUAAUUUCCAUAGAAUCGCUAAUUACAUGCGCCAGCGAACUGCUGUCUAGAGGGAUUCAUCCAUUCCAGAAAUAAGGCGGACUCCGAGCUGCUAGUAUCUAUCGUUACAAGUAUUUCAAUUGUCUUAUUAUAAUGGGUGUUUUUGGAAAGAUUUUCGGCUUGCAACAACCGGAACGUGAUCGUUUGCGGGGUUUGGAGACGGAAGCUGAAUACCGGGAACGAUGGAUUUCGAUACGCGUAAUGUACUUCACUGCUUUUCUAGUGUAUAUAUCGUUCGGAAUCGUGGCGACUUGUUUGUGGCCAUACUUGAAAACUCUGGAUCCGGAUGCUGGAAAGAUUUUUCUGGCAUACCUGUUUGCUGUGCCAUCAAUUUUGCAGCUGGUGGGUAGUCCUAUUUUGGGCUGGUGGAGUAACCGACUACCAUCAGUAAGGACGCUGAUAAUACCUUUUUUGGUAGCCUUCGUCGUUGGUCAAGCGUUGUACGCACUAGCCGAUGAGUUCCCAGUUCACCGAAAGUAUGUGCUCUUAGUUUCUCGGGUGCUGGUAGGAAUAUCCUUGAUAACGUGCUCCAUCUACCGAUCGUACAUUUCUGCAGCUACCACCGUUGAAGAGAGAACCAAAACCACUUGUUAUCUAUCGUUAGCUCAUACGGCUGGUUUUUUGUGCGCAUCAGUGCUACAACCAAUCUUCUCGACUUUGGGUGAAGAAGGUUUUCGCAUUCCGGGAUUGUUCCGCAUCAACAUGCAUACCGCGGUUGGAUGGUUUUGCGCUCUGUUGGGAUGUAUUAACCUGAUCCUGAUGAUGCCAUGUAUCUUCAAAGAUCACAACAUAGCACUGAAGGAGGCGAUGUACGAUGGGGAUUCGCUGCAAUCGAAGAGUUGUUGGAAGUCUUUGCAACUGAGAUAUCUGCCGAUAAUCCAAAUGUGUGUGGCUUUCGCCCUACUGAUGUUUAUCUACGCAGCCUAUCAGACGAGCAUCAUGCGGAUGGGAAGUACGUCUUCUGGCCGGACAAGUCGUCUUCCCAUUAUGCCAAGAAGACGCUGGAGUAUCUUGAGUAGAAAACGACAACAAGAAUAA